AUGUACACAGCCACCUCAUGGCAUCUUCUUACGGAGUGCGUAAUCCUAGUGGAGUCAUCGGCGAAUGAUGAAUAUGGUAUCAUAUCUUCAUAUCUUCAUGAGAAACCGGAGGCCAAGCUUCGAGAAAAUGGAAUUAAAAAUCAGGAAGUCGCAAAGACCAAAAAAAAGCGAAACCCAAAUGCUUGGAAUUUAUUCGUAAACGAAAUAUGUAACUCUAUGCAUACAUCCGUUGAUCUCAAGAUCAACAGAAACAAAGUUUUACCAUUUGCAUCAUUCCUCUGGGAUAAAAUGCCAGAUGAAUACAAAAAUUUCUAUAAAACUCUUGCGCAUGAUGCCUCAAAGCACGAAUUUCCGACUAGCGUUUUUUCUCUUGAAAAUCGCGAUUCCGAUCACACAAAUUAUCACGAGGCUUCUUCAGGUACCUCUCAAUCAGAUUUGUCAUCCACAACUUUUCUCGGGAGUGAAAUGUCUGAUGAUUAUGAAAUUUUCUAUGAAGUUCCUGCACACGAUGCGUUGGAGUACGAAUUUCCGACUAGUGCCUUUUCUCUUGACAAUUGCGUCUCCUAUUCUAAUCCGACAAAUUAUGAUGACACUUUUUUAAAUACAUCUCUCGAGGAUUUAUCAUUUGCAACUUUUCUCCGGAGUGAGAUUUCGGACGAGUAUAAAAAUUUCUAUGAAGUUCCUGCGUACGAUGCGCCGGAGCACGAUUUUAUGACCAGUACCUUUUCUAUCGAAAACUACGCCUCCGAUUAUAAUCCGACGAAUUAUGAUGAGACUUUUUUAAAUACAUCUCUCGAUGAAUUUAGACCAUUUGAGUUUGCUCAAUCCGGAUUGUUGGAUUCGAGUGAAUUUGUACAAUCAGUUCCCGUUGAACAUUCACUCUUUCAGCAACUCGAAUUCGCCGAGCCGACUUCAUCUAUAAACACUGAUUGCUCGUCUCCCUCACCUUUCGAAAAUGACGGAUUACCUUUUACCUUAACAUUCGAUUCUCUUGGAUUUCAAUAA
This is a messenger RNA of Acaulospora colombiana, 1005 nucleotides long. The record is from the annotation of a GenBank genome assembly. NCBI's taxonomy places the organism in Eukaryota, Fungi, Glomeromycota, Glomeromycetes, Diversisporales, Acaulosporaceae.